UGUCAAAAAUAUAAAAAAAAAAGGAGCCAAAAUUCUCGCUCUCUGACUCUCACAGCGACACUCGCAUAAAAAUUGGCAGAGAUAGAGAGAGAGAGAGUCAAAGAGUAACAAAUUGUUUCUGUUUGUGACUCAGACGCUGCAAAAAUGUGGAGGCGAGUGGCAUCUUCUUCCUCAGCUCAGCUUCAAGCCCUCGCAUCAGCCUCAUGCAGAUCCUCAUCUCUCAAUCUCACCCGUCGGUUCCUAAUCUCUUCAGCGUCUUCCCCUUCUUCGACGUCGUUGCCGAGAUCCCCGCCUCCCUCCUCCCCCCACGCCACCGGCGCUUCCUCUUCUGCUUUGAAGAAGAAGGUUGAGGAUGUCAUGCCCAUUGCAACGGGUCACGAGCGUGAGGAGCUUGCGGCCGAGCUUGAGGGAAGGAACGUUCUUGAAAUCAAUUAUCCAGUGGGUCCUUUUGGUACCAAGGAAGCACCAGCAAUAAUUAAGUCCUACUAUGACAAAAGAAUAGUUGGAUGCCCUGGUAUUGAGGGAGGAGAAGAUGAGCAUGAUGUUGUGUGGUUUUGGCUGGAGAAAGGAAAGCCACAUGAAUGCCCUGUCUGUACUCAGUAUUUUAAGUUGGAAGUGGUUGGCCCAGGAGGUCCUCCAGAUGGUCAUCAUUGAUCUUGCUAACAAGUUUCUUGCGAAAUUAAAAUUUUGAUUAAUGUGAUGAGGAGGCAGUCUUUAUACUGUGUAGCUUCAAUAAUUCUUUUUUGUUUGUUUACCGGUGAUGCUUAGUUGAGAGAUUGUGCCCGACGAGGCUCGAGUCGGUGAUAAUUUUGGUUUCAUGGUCUGUUCAUUAGAAUUCGAUUCUUUUGAGUCGCCAGUAGUUUUGAAUUGUGUCUUAAGAUCAAAUAAUCGAUGACUACAUUUUUUUAAAGAAAACUUGAUGGCUAUAUUUUGAUCGUAA
Prunus dulcis (almond) is the source of this 940-nucleotide messenger RNA. RefSeq names its product cytochrome c oxidase subunit 5b-2, mitochondrial-like. The coding region runs from base 145 to 654 and encodes 169 amino acids. Gene Ontology annotation, cellular component: mitochondrial envelope. The transcript is spliced from 6 exons. The record is from RefSeq and is a predicted model, not a curated record. Gene Ontology annotation, biological process: mitochondrial electron transport, cytochrome c to oxygen. NCBI's taxonomy places the organism in Eukaryota, Viridiplantae, Streptophyta, Magnoliopsida, Rosales, Rosaceae.